UUUUAAAUAGACGAUUCAUUAGUUUACAUUCAAAAACGAAAGGGAAACCUAAAUUCAGACUGCCACAGCAAAUCCCGGCAACUGUAAUCCACCGCUGGCCUACGUUAACCGCCGCGCCCUUCCUCCAUCUCGGUGAGCGCAGCGCACAAGUCACAACCCUUAAUUUUUAUUCGAAGGGGUUUUUGUACGUAAUGGCGACUGAUAAUGGCGACAUACUGAUGCUAGAGGCGCCACCGCAGCCGGAGCCGGCUCCAGCGCCGGCAGCUCCAAUAAUUGAUGCUUUGCCGUACAUUGAUGACGACUAUAGCAAUCCGAAGGUUAAAGAAGAGGUCGACCGAUUGGUGGAAGAGGAGAUGCGGUUAAGCUCUAAGAAGCCUUCCGAUUUCCUCAAAGAGCUCCCCCCUCUCCCCACAUUCAACUUUCAGGAUCAUCCUAUGCUUGCAAAGGAAUAUGAGAGAGUUAGAGCUGGGAGACCCCCGGUCCAAAUGGAUACAUCCAGAUAUGGACUUGAUGUGCCACCGGUGAAUAAGCGAAACGAUGAGACUGCAUGGAGGCAAGCAGUUCAGAAAGCCCAGCGCCUGUUGCAGCAUCAAGUGAUCAGGCUUGAAAAUCUGGAUUUGAUGCUGAAGCAUGGUCCUGAUGUUUGGAAGUUGUAUAAUCAACAGUUGGAGGCAUUUCUGUCAAGAAUGCAAUCUCAAGUUCUGGAGCUCAAUGGACAUAUUGAAUCUGUCAAUCGAGAGAGGAAGUAUCAUCAGCAAAACACCGCCUACGAGCUCACUGCUUUAUCUGCACAAUGGAAGGAGCUCUGUCUAAAAAACAUUGAAAUAGAAAGUGCAUGUGCUGAAAUUGAAGCCCAUGCUGAAGCAGUAAAAAUCGAAGCUGCCAAGAGGGGAUGGAAUUUGGAGGCAAAUGUUGAGAAUGGAACUAUUGCAGGAAGCUGAAAAAUGAGGUUUGGUUGAAGUUUGUGGACAGUUUACUGUGUUAUCUGAUACAUGAAAAAUAGGUAUCAGUGAUUCGAUAGAACAGGGAAAGAGAUUUAGUAUUGUGUACCAGUCAUUGCAUGGAUUUUGAUGCUAAGUUAUUUGUUCUCUGUUCGUUUUUCAGUGCCCAUCGAUUUACUAACAUGGUUUUGUAAAAUUAAUAAAUUAUCACGACGGCUUUAGUGCUUUACUAACUUUUUUAAAUAUAUUUACGUGAUUCGUUUGUGGGUUAA
Messenger RNA from Salvia hispanica, 1213 nucleotides. RefSeq names its product modifier of snc1,4 (gene MOS4). The record is from RefSeq and is a predicted model, not a curated record. Gene Ontology annotation, cellular component: precatalytic spliceosome; Prp19 complex; catalytic step 2 spliceosome. Gene Ontology annotation, biological process: mRNA processing. Lineage: Eukaryota; Viridiplantae; Streptophyta; Magnoliopsida; Lamiales; Lamiaceae.